AUGUCAGAAGAGUCCCUGAACGUUACUUAUUCCCCGGAGGGUGAGGAUGAGAUGGGGACCAGCGAAAGCGCAAAUUCACCGCUGUCCGCGCCCAACUGUACUAAACUGCAACUGCAGGAUCAUAUUAAAGCCUUUAUGGAGAAGACAAAGCUUGAAAGGGAGGUUGAGACUUUAACAUGUAGUAGUGAGUUGAUAGACAAAGUGGUAUUAAAUUACAUUAUUGCUAAAAAGAUAUUGAGUAACUUGUCGUGGCAAGAUAAGUUGCUGUGCAAGCAAGUGUGCAGUACGUGGCACUCUGCAGUCCAAGCUUUGCGAAGGGAACAAUUGGGGCCCGUUGACUUUCUGUUGAACUUGCAUUCACAAACUGUACUCACUUGGGCGGUUUUAAAAAAGUCGGGUGAAUUUUCCACUGAGCCAUUGGUUGUCAUGACAUUUGUUUCUGCCUCAGGCUUGGACAUGACAUGCCGAUGUAGGUUUAUUGAGCCUACCCUUUGUUUUGAUCCUGAAUGUCAGAGUGAUCAUAGUUUGCUGGAUGCCCUCCAAAUAUACACAAGUGGACCAAAAAAGUGUAUGAACACAAUACGAACAGAUUACCUUUCAUACAUGCCCCUGCCAACCUCUGUCACAUAUGAACAUACCUUCUUACACAUGAAAUUUGACCCUUAUAUGGUUGGAGUAUUUAUUCCAGUCAUACCAGAUGUGAAGUUUCACACGAUCAAUAUCAAAUGUAUUGAUAACAUGCAACAGGAGUUUUAUGAUGUUGUACGGGAAAUAGCAAAUGAUAGAAUAUUCAAAGGUAUAUUUGUGUAUGUGACAGACAAGUAUCUUUUGCAUUCUGUUGAGGACAUUGUCUUCUUGAAUCAUUUCAAAGAGGUGCAACCAGACAUACCCUAUGCCAUUGGAGGUUGUAUCAUAGAAGACGCAUUUGAGCAACCUGAUAUUGCUAAUGGUGUGAUUGAAGCAAUCAAUGAGUACCGGGAGUUUUUCAGUGAGAACCUAAUUUCUAUUAGUGUGUUCACUGUACCAAAGAGUCCAUUGAGCAAUGAGUUCAACUUUGAUAUGUACUCCCUUGUUUUGGAUUCAUCUUAUUGGUCGAAGGAGAAGAUACAGCAAGGUAUCAAUGAGUUUUCAAAAAGAGUGCCUCAGUUUGAAUACAGCGUCGCCAUCAAGCUGGCUUGUGUUGGUCGGGACAAGAAGCACAAAUGGGAGCAGGACUGCUUUCGGGCAGUUUUCCCCAACACAAGAAUCGUCGGUUGCUAUGGAAACGGAGAGUUGGGUGUGGACCACCCGCCGAAACCACCUGAAGAGUCGCCACAUUCAUCAGCCAAAAGACACUGCAGGUCCAGUGGCCCUCAGUUUGGUAUAGUAUAUUCGUAUUCCAGUGUUUUUGUUUAUAUGGGAUGGGGAAAGAUAUUGUCUAAUGGGCCCUGUUAAGCCCAACACUUGUGCCAAUUUCUGGGUAUGCCACGGCCAACUUAACCCUGACACACGACACGCUAGUGAAUCAUGUCCAGUAAGUUAUAAUGUUUCAAUAUUGUUUUGACAAUUUCAUACAAGUUUUAUAUGAAAACGUCAAAACAAUAUUAAAACAUUAACUUCUACUUUAAGCGAUGGUAGUAUGGCUCCUAGAAGCAUUGGCGUCCACAGUCCAAACUGUAAAGCUCGAUGAAAUGUGACGUGAUUCGUACAAAUCGAAAUACAUACCGUGCGGUUUCAGUAGUAGGAUAAAUGUUUAUAUAUAACUUAUUACAAUAUUUAUAUGUCAGUACUGUACAGUGAUCGCAAAACAAGUAGUCCAAUAUAAAGUCAAAAAGAAGACAGGACAGUAUAGAUUGUUACUCACGUAUUUAGUCGACGUAAACCCACUAGUUUUUAACCCGUCUGGGAUCUUAUUAGGGUUUCGUACCUCAAAAAGAAAAAUGGAACUCUUAUAGGAUCACUGGGUCUGUCGGUCCGUUUGUCAUGUCUGUCAAGAAAACCUAUAGGGUACUCCUCGUUGACCUUAUAGGUCUUAUAGGAUUUUUUUAGGAAAAAAUCCGAAACCUGUGAAUUUGUGGUUAUAUCACACACAAAAAAAAAAUUAAAUAUGUUUACAAAAAAUUUCAUUCACUAAACCACAUAUAGAUGGUGCAGACCGUUAUUAACUUGCAGAGUUCUACAUAAAUGUGUUAGAUAUAUCUUGUACGAUUGUACGGAACCCUUUGCAUGCGAGUACGAUUCGCACUUGACCGGUUCUUCAUAGGGACUCAGCUCGCUGUGCGUCGCGGUUCAGCCUAUACUUAUAAUGGAAAUCACUCACGAUAGUUUAAACGUUAAGACAGGAUUGAAUACAAAAGCCCAGCUGAGGUUGUUUGUACAAAGCGCAUUGAUACGCCUCAUGUUUAGAUUGGACUACAUGUUUUGCGCACAGUAACCUAAGCACUAUUAUGAACAAAUUGUAGAACUAUUUAUAAUUCAAGGUACUAUCUAAAUUAAGAAUUAUGUUUCUGUAUGUUUACUAAGUAAGUUAAGUAUGGGUAGUUAAUAUGCAUAUAUUAUAAUAAAUACUUAUAAUC
Messenger RNA from Maniola jurtina (meadow brown), 2555 nucleotides. RefSeq lists its product as uncharacterized. The record is from RefSeq and is a predicted model, not a curated record. Lineage: Eukaryota; Metazoa; Arthropoda; Insecta; Lepidoptera; Nymphalidae. Bases 1 to 1434 code for a protein of 477 amino acids. The transcript is spliced from 4 exons. Gene Ontology annotation, molecular function: protein binding.